This is a messenger RNA of Chelonus insularis, 2490 nucleotides long. RefSeq lists its product as uncharacterized. The transcript has 2 exons. Lineage: Eukaryota; Metazoa; Arthropoda; Insecta; Hymenoptera; Braconidae. The record is from RefSeq and is a predicted model, not a curated record. Bases 1 to 2490 code for a protein of 829 amino acids.
AUGAAAACAUUAAUGUCUCAGCAUCAAGAGAAAAACUUCAAUAGACAAGAUUCGGGUCUAGCCACGAGAGCAAUGAACAACCAGUUUUCGUCAGCAACUCAUGAUCCUCGAUUACCACGAAUAAAUCUUCCACGUUAUGAUGGAACUCAUCAAGAUUGGCUGUCAUUCAAAGACUUGUUCUCAUCAAUCGUUGUAGCGAAUAACUCAAUCUCGGAUACAGAAAAGCUUCAGUAUCUAAAAAGCUGUCUGCGAGGCCCAGCAGCUCAACUACUCGACUCCACGACCAUCUCAGCUGACAACUUUAUUCAAGCCUGGGAAUCUCUAAAAUCAUUCUAUGAUAGUCGGCGGAUUCUUGUCAAUUCCACGUUAGAUGGAUUCUUCGCAAUCAAAGAAGUCAAACAGGAAAGCGGAAUGGAAUUGGAAAGAUUAUAUACGUCAAUAACUCAAAGCUAUAGAACAUUGAAGACAUUAAAACGACCAGUCGAAUACUGGGACGACAUAUUAGUACACAUAGUAGUUCGGCAAAAACUAGACUCAAGGUCGAUCAGAGCUUGGGAACAACACAUAGGCUCAUCAGAUGAACCUCCGACGUGGGACAAACUGCAAACCUUCAUCAUCUCCAGAGCAAGAACCUUACGAGCCAUUGAAAAUUCGCAAGGGAAAAGGACAUCUAAAACAUUACGCCCACCACUGAAAAGUCAUUUCACAAGUCAUAACAACAAAGAAGAAUGGAAAAAAGAGUCAUGUCAGCUCUGUUCAGAGAAGCACAAACUUACUCGCUGUCCAGCAUAUCACAGGAAAACAGUGCAACAAAGAAACCAAGUUGUAAAGGACUUCAAACUGUGCUUUAACUGCCUGGGACCACAUCAGAUGUUCAAAUGCCAAUCAACAGCCAGAUGCCAAACCUGUGGUAGGAAACACCACACCUCGCUACAUGAAAAACGACCAUCUCCAACGAAUAAUGCAACGCCUUCAGCAUCAUCACCGAAACAAGUUCACCAUGUGCGAUCAGCUCCAGCUACCAUCAUUUUGCCAACUGCAAUAAUCAAAGUUUCUAACUCUGUUGGAGAAUUCAUACCCAUCCGUGCCUUGUUAGAUCAAGGCUCAGAGAUUUCUCUUAUUUCAGAAAAGAUAGCACAAAAGCUUCGCCUAACACGGAAACAGUCCUCACUUCCAAUAAUUGGUAUUGGUGCAUAUCAAUCAGGAAAUACUAGAGGAAUUACAUCAGUCAAAAUUCAACCUCGCUUCAAAUCAACCUUUAAGCUCACUGUUGAUGCUCACAUCCUUCCUCGAUUAACAUCAACAAUCCCAGCUGAAAAAACAUAUCCAGCUUCAUGGAAUCAUAUCAAAAAACUACGUCUAGCAGAUCCUGACUACACAGAACCAGGAAACAUUGAGAUGAUCAUCGGAGCUGAUGUUUAUGGAACGCUGUUGGAAAAAAAAAGAAAUUCUGGCACCAAGAGGGAAAUUGGAGACUCAAAGAAAACCUUAUCACCUGAUGAGAAAGCUUGCGAGGAGAUUUUCAAGUCAACUCAUUCAAGAAAUCCUCAGACGGGACAAUAUAUAGUCAGGCUCCCCUUCAAAUCUGAUCUUCGUCUCCUUGGAGAUUCAAGGCCAACAGCGAUGCGGUUGCUUCACAGCCUUCAAACCAAGUUCGCGAAUGACGCAGAAUAUCAUCAACUGUAUUCAUCAUUUCUUAAGGAAUACGAACAGCUGGGACACAUGAUCAAACUUCCCAGCGACACUCCACCUAAACAGCCAUCGUUUCUCUUGCCACAUCAUGGAGUAAAAAGGGAAUCAAGUACAACCACCAAACUAAGAGUCGUCUUCAAUGGCUCUUGCAAAACGAUAAACGGUCAACCUAUCAACGAGUUAUUGCAUUCAGGACCCAAGCUUCAGCUUGAUCUGUUCAACAUUCUCAUAUGGAUCCGCCAACACCGAUACAUGUUCUCAACUGAUAUUGAGAAGAUGUAUAGACAGAUUCAAGUCCAUCCAGAAGACUGGAAAUUGCAGCAGAUCCUUUGGAAAGACGAUGACAAAGUAAUCACAUUUCAACUGACCACAGUAACUUACGGGCUGGCGUGCGCACCAUAUCUUGCAUUACGUUCAGUUUUGCAGCUUAUCGAAGAUGAAGGAAAAAACUUUCCACUUGCAAUUGACACGAUGUUAAAGGGUAGAUAUGUCGACGAUAUAUUUGGAGGAGCUGACUCAAUCAAAGAAGCGGAACAAAAGGCGAAACAAGUGAACAAUCUCUGCAUGGCGGGCGGCCUCCCACUACGCAAAUGGAUAAGCAAUAAUGCUGAAAUACUCAAGGAAGUUCCAGACGAAUAUAAAGUAUCAACUGACGAAAUACACAUAAAAAAUCAAUCAGUCCCAUGCUCUUGGACUACUAUGGAAUCCAUCAGAGGACUACCUCCAUUUCAAAUUGCCACCGCAGCAGCCAAAGUUUACAAAACGAGCAGUCCUCUCCAAAAUAGCUCAGCUGUUUGA